This is a messenger RNA of Cotesia glomerata, 1437 nucleotides long. Its product is annotated as ATP-dependent DNA helicase pfh1-like. The transcript has a single exon. Gene Ontology annotation, molecular function: DNA helicase activity. Bases 1 to 1437 code for a protein of 478 amino acids. Lineage: Eukaryota; Metazoa; Arthropoda; Insecta; Hymenoptera; Braconidae. Gene Ontology annotation, biological process: telomere maintenance; DNA repair. The record is from RefSeq and is a predicted model, not a curated record.
AUGAGUAAUGAUCGUUUUUGCGAACUCAUGAGAAGCGCUAUUGAAAAACAGAAAGAUUUGCAGCUACACGUCAUUAAUCACAAUUUAUCUGCAGAGAGAUCACCUUUACAAUUAUUUUUUACUGGGCCAGUUGGAUGUGGAAAAAUCUUUGUAAUAAAAUUGAUAAUGGAAGUAUAUAACAGAUUUUCUGAUAAUGAUGGGUUCUGCAAUUCAUACAUUACGUGUGCUUCGACUGAUAAAGCUGCAGUAGCUAUUAACGGAACUACUGUUCAUACUGCAUUGAAAAUAUCAUUGUCAAAACUAAUUCCGUUGUCAAUAGAAACAGCACAACAAUAUCGAUGCUUAUUUAAAUAUGUCAAAGUUUUAAUAAUUGACGAAAUCAGUAUGAUUGGUGCCGAGCUCUUGAACCAAAUAGACGCAAGACUAAAGCAAAUAACCGGAAAUUUUGAUGAAAAUUUUGGUGGUCUAGACAUUAUUUUUAUUGGAGAUUUGCGACAAUUACCUCCAGUCCGUGCAACUCCAAUCUAUAAGCAGUCUAAACAACGGAUGAUUGGACCCUUACUUUGGCGAGGAUUAAAAUUCUACGAAUUAACUCAAAUAAUGCGUCAAGAUAACGAAAUGUUUGCUUCUAUUCUCACAAAAAUUGGCAGUGGUAUUAUUUUAAAUGAUGAUGAAUUAGCCGUUAUCGAGUCUAGAUUUUUUACGAAGGAAGAAGCCUUGCGCCUGUGUCCAAGUGGUGUACGAUUAUUUCAUGAUAAUGCAUCAUUUAACGCAUAUAACGUACUAGCUUUACAAACUAAAAAUAAAAUAGAUUCAAUUGCAAUGGACAUUAUUUCUGGUUGUACUAAUCAUGAGCAAGAAGCAAACAUGAGACAAAAAUUACACAAGUUGUCAGUGAUUGAUACUGGAGGUUUGCCAUACGAAAUCAUUUUUGUUAUUGGAAAACCUUAUAUUAUUACAACUAACAUAGACGUGGUAGACGGUUUAGCUAACGGCGCCGUUGGAAAGCUGGUUCAUAUAGAACAAAAUGAUGAAAAUCAAGUAACUCGCAUAUGGCUCGUUUUUCCAGAUAAAAACACUGGUAUGGUGGCUAGAAGAAAAGCCGCUGCCUUUCUUGUGGAACAUAAUAUCGAUAGACGUGCAGUACCUAUCGUACGUCGAACUUCAAAUGUACCACUCAAUAAUAAUAAAACCAUUGUAGGAAAAAGAAAUCAUUUUCCAUUGAUAUCAGGAUGUGCUAUGACUAUUCACAAGUCUCAAGGAGGUACAUAUGACGAGGUGGUCUAUGAGUAUAGUAAAAGUCAUUCUAUUUCAUUACUUUACGUAGCUUUAACACGAAUAACAAGUCUUGAAGGGUUGUUUAUAUGUAACAGUCAGGAUAAUUUAAGAUUUUAUCAUGGAAGAAGAGUAGAUCCAUCAGUUUCAGCAAGAAUUUAA